UUACAUCCCUCUCCUCCACGCAGCAGCACAGUAGAGGUAGCUCGCGCGGGCAACCGAAACCUUUCCUUAUUCUUGCAAGGUCUCGGAAACGGAAAGCCCCCUGCUCCGCUGCGCGUUUGCGGGUUUGGGAAGGAGCUCGGCCGGAAGGGGAAACGGGCGACGACAUGGGGCGUGGGCGCAGCGAGAUAAAGAGGAUCGACAACCCCACGCAGCGCCAGUCCACCUUCUACAAGCGCAGGGACGGCCUCUUCAAGAAAGCCCGGGAGCUCGCCGUCCUCUGCGACGCCGACCUCCUCCUCCUCCUCUUCUCCGCCUCCGGCAAGCUCUACCAGUACCUCGCGCCCACCGCCCCCUCUGUCAAGGAGUUCGUCGAGAGGUACGAGGCCGCGACGCACACCAAGGUUUGGUCCGACAUCCGCCAGGAGAGGCGCGCCGAGCUGGAGAAGGUGGCCAAGAUGUGCGACCUCUUGGAGAAGGAGCUGAGGUUCAUGACGGUGGACGACGGGGAGCAGUACACGGUGCCGUCGCUGGCGGCGCUGGAGCACAACCUGGAGGCGGCCAUGCACAAGGUGCGCUCCGAGAAGGACCGCAAGAUCGGGGGCGAGAUGACCUACCUCGAGAACAUAAUCAGGGGGAAACAAGCGGAGCGCUACGGCCUGUGUGACAAGCUUGCUCAUGCUCAGAGCCUCAAGGUCGCGGAAGGAGGGUCCACCUCGCUGAACAACGGCCUGGACCUCAAACUUGGAUUCAACUAGGAACGGAUGAAAGCUUCUGGCCGUGUGGGGUUCUGCUCUAGUGUUGCUUUGAGCUCCAGUGUUAUGUCAGUUUGAAAUAUGCUGCAAUUGCCUUCUCAGGGAUUGUAAACUUGUAAGAGACGACUGUCUUAUGCGAUGUUUGGUUUAGGCUGGGCUGGACUGGACUGGGUUUGUACCUCGAAUAGGUGGAAUGUGAUACCAGUCCAGUAUAUUGCAAUAACGUAGUUAACGGUCA
This is a messenger RNA of Hordeum vulgare subsp. vulgare (domesticated barley), 990 nucleotides long. Its product is annotated as MADS-box transcription factor 32. Gene Ontology annotation, biological process: regulation of transcription by RNA polymerase II. Gene Ontology annotation, molecular function: DNA-binding transcription factor activity, RNA polymerase II-specific; protein dimerization activity; RNA polymerase II cis-regulatory region sequence-specific DNA binding. Bases 165 to 755 code for a protein of 196 amino acids. Gene Ontology annotation, cellular component: nucleus. The record is from RefSeq and is a predicted model, not a curated record. The transcript is spliced from 7 exons. Lineage: Eukaryota; Viridiplantae; Streptophyta; Magnoliopsida; Poales; Poaceae.